Mya arenaria is the source of this 2800-nucleotide messenger RNA. RefSeq names its product REST corepressor 1-like. The transcript has 13 exons. Gene Ontology annotation, biological process: regulation of transcription by RNA polymerase II; negative regulation of DNA-templated transcription. Lineage: Eukaryota; Metazoa; Mollusca; Bivalvia; Myida; Myidae. The coding region runs from base 74 to 1573 and encodes 499 amino acids. Gene Ontology annotation, molecular function: transcription corepressor activity; sequence-specific DNA binding. The record is from RefSeq and is a predicted model, not a curated record. Gene Ontology annotation, cellular component: transcription regulator complex; histone deacetylase complex.
GUUUACAACUGGUGACGGGAGUAGGUCACAGUGCGGAAGAAAAUAUUGUUUAAAGCCCGAUUCCAAGCUGGCGAUGGUAAUGGCAGACAGAUACGUUGCAGAUAUAAGAAAUGGUCGAAGGUAUCGUGGUGCAAGUCCAACAAAUGGUUUCUCCGAAGAUAGCAGCGACGAGGAAGAACGUGGGGGCGGGGGAAUGCGAGUUGGGAACGACUACCAGGUGAAGGUCCCUGCAUUUGAUCCAGAAGCCAAGCCAGAUAACAAAGCAGAUGCCAUUCUUGUCUGGGCACCAAGUCCCGAAUUAAGAGAUGCUAAAAUUGAUGAAUAUUUGACUAUUUCAAAGGAGAAACAUGGCUAUAACAUGGAACAAGCACUCGGUAUGCUAUUUUGGCACAAACACAAUGUUGAGAAGGCCCUUGCAGACUUACCAAACUUCACGCCGUUCCCGGAUGAGUGGACUGUGGAGGACAAGGUGCUGUUUGAACAGGCAUUUAGUUUCCAUGGCAAGAGUUUCCACAGGAUACGUCAGAUGUUGCCUGACAAGUCUAUUGCUGCCCUGGUGAAGUAUUACUACUCUUGGAAGAAGACUCGGUCCCGGACCAGCUUAAUGGAUAGACAGGCGAAGAAAUUCAAUGCUAAGGGUGAAGGUGAUAAAAUUGAUGAGGAAUCUGAAAAUGGGAGCAAGAACAACUCUGACACAGAGGAAGUAAAAGAGGAAAAUAAGGAUGAGACGACAUGUUCGAACUGCGGAGUGACGUCCUCACAGCUGAAUCCAACACCAAAGGGCUCUUUGUGCUCAUCCUGCUACCAGUAUUGGAGGAGAACUGGUGUAAUGCGUAGUAUGGGAGCAAAGCGUCACGAGCCAGGCCAGCACCGGCACAACCCAAUGAAACAUCGCCGCAAGCCACCCCGGGGCAUGUAUCUGCAGGCAGAAGACCUUAAAUCCAUGGUUACAGGGCCACAGGGACAGGCAGAGGCCUUGCUGAAAAACCUUGACUCUGAGCUUGUGGCUGCUAAGCGAUCAGUUCAGAACAACAAGCAGAUGUUAGGUAUGCAGAAGCAUAAGUUGGGCUCAAGUACAGAGAUGUUCCGGUGUGCUGAUAACAUGGCAAAGAUCAACGCUAAAUGGACCAAUGAAGAACUCCUCCUUGCAGUGCAAGGUAUUCGUAAGUAUGGGAAGGACUUUGCGGCCAUAGCAGAGGUGAUAGGCACAAAGACAGAGGCCCACCUGCGGAGUUUCUUCGUGAAUUUCCGGCGACGGUACAACCUUGACGAGGUGUUGGCGGAGUACGAGGCAGAGCAUGGUCUCCAACCCAGCAAGGACAAGCCAGACAAUGACGUGGAGAUGAUGGAGGUAGACAGUAAGGAGGAGCCUGUGAAGGCCCCAUCACCAAGCCCAGCUCCCCCACCCCUUGUGAAACAGCCUGCAGAGCCCAGUCCUGCUGCCGUUGCAGCCAGGCGUGGAGCAGGAAAUGCCCAGAAGACUAUCUUACAGCAGCCCCCGCCACUGAUCAAGCCUGCUAGCAACACCAGUGCCAGCAACAACACUGGCAUCACCACACUUAGUGCCUCGUAGUUGUCUAUCUUUGCAAGGCAAGGCAGUGGGCACAGACCAGUAGUGAAUACAGACUAAACACAGGCAUACUCACACAGCAGCUGACUUUAUCAAUCAAGCCUGCUGUUGUUCUGACCCAGAAACUUUCUAUGAAAAGGGCCUUCUAUGGAACAUCUUACUUGCUGUGCUGCUGAACAGGAUAAGUGCUGUGUAUGUUUUAUCAUUCUAAUAUUGUCUGCUGGCCAGUAAUGCCACAUCAAAUAGAUGUUUUGUUUGAUUUAUUUACUGCUCCUAUUUUACAGAAAUACCAAACAUUUUUUUUAUCCAACCAUUCAUAUUUUUCACCCAAAAAUUGAAAGAUGACUUCUUUUUUUUACUUAUAGCCAUGUUUCAUAAUCGAUGGAUAAAUGAAUACCCAAUUCAGAUUUGCUUGAACUUCCACAUAGAAGUAGGGACAUGGUUACUAACCGUUAGUAGUGCAAAAUAUUAUUAUUCUAAACGCUACAUUAUCUAAGAAUAAAUGAGCACACCAUGGCCAUCUCCCAUUCUUUGAUUUGCCCAAAUCCAUGAAACAAAAUGUGAAUUUGGUGUGGGCCCACGUGGCCCAAUUAAUAAAAACAUUUUUCAUUCCAAAGAAAGCAGACUACUAAAUAUAUUGUGCACAUACAAACAUGUAUACAUUCAUGUAAAAAUCAUUGUCUCACUUAAUUUUCAUGUCUCCAUUAAAUCAUUCACCAUUUCUUUUCUUGUUUUGGUUCAAAUGCCAAUUUUUGAUGUAAAUAAAUAUACUUGAACAAAGUGAAGGUAGACAGUUUUAAUAAUCUGUUAGUAAUUUUAAUUGUACAUACCUGGUAAUUCUGAUCAAGUUCUUUUACUGUUCAUACCAAAACUUGUGUAACUGAACUCCUAGUAGAAAAUGUGGUAGGUUUUGUACAACUUUCUCGGAAUGUUUGCACGACUAUUUAUUAGUGUCAAAAAUAAGGACCAGUCAUUUUCUUACUUAAUAGUUGUAAAUUUAAAUGUUGAUUGCCUUUAUAUUUAAUAAUUGUAAAUUGAAAUGUAUAUUGUGUUUAGUUUUCAUUUCAAGUCACAUUGGUAUGUUUUAGUUCCAAGCAAUGUAUGAGUUUGUGUUCACUUAUGUUACAAAUGUUUUGUAUGUAAAGUUUAAAUGUUUCUAUGUUUGUAUUAUUAAAUUAUUGUUUGUAUUUGUAGAUGUAUAAAACUGUUCAAUAAAUAAUGUCAGUUUUU